GGGAUCUCCGUCCCGCGCUCGAGACCCCUUCUCCCGGCAACGCGCGUGCGUGGCGCAGUACCUACCCGUCGCCGGCAACUGGGCCUGCAGUCGCUGUUGUCACUACUCCGGUAAGCGCCCCCCUUCCCCUCAGUUCCAGGCGCCACCCUCGAGGAUCCAGUGCCUCUCCCUCCACACCCUCGUCACCUCCGCUCUUCACCCCGUCACCCCAUCACUCGCGGGCCUGGACCACGUUCGACGUCGUCACCUACCCUCGGGAUCUGCGCGCGCAGCAUGGGUGCGCAGUCCCACGGCGCGACGGCGUCAACAAACACGCAGCCGGGUGGUGUACGUCUGUGUACGUGUGUAGGCGCGACGGUCAUAUACGCGCGCCUAUUGUCCUCUGAUGCCGCUGGUAACGGGCGGGCUAUCGAAAUACACUCCUUCCCUUGCGCCGCUUUCGACUUUCCGUGCGUGGAUACGGUCUCGGGGGGCACACGUCCCCGUGUAAUUCAAACGGGACCUCUCUCGACUUGGGCAGCACGACCCCGUCGCCUCACCUGCAGGCCUCCCGGCGCACAAAGAACACGCGGCCAAGCCUUGCGUCGCCUCCCGCACGCGCCUCCUUUCGCUGCUUGCCGCCGCGUCGGCGCGCGUUGCCCUCGACUCUUUCGCCCUUUACGUCACGCGCAUAUGGGUAACUCUGCAUUCCCCCACGGCUCUCCGCCACACCCACCUGCCCUCGUUCGUCAUCCAGCUGCGCACUCCUUUACUCAUCGCCUCCUUCUCAUUUCCGGUGCGCUGUGGGCCUUGGGGCACAACUGCGAAUACGGUUUGUGAACGUGAACCUUCGAGGAGCACGUGCAUGGUUCGACUUCGGUUUUGAACCCCAUUGCGUCGGACAAAGGGAAAACUUCCCGCACGUUUGCGCAGGUCCGCCAACGCACGUGAGGGGACGUACUGGAACUUGUGCACGUGUAUGCCUGCCGUCUACCCUGUUUUCUGCUCCUUCCGUGUUCAUCUACGC
Schizophyllum commune H4-8 is the source of this 1006-nucleotide messenger RNA. RefSeq lists its product as uncharacterized. The transcript has a single exon. The coding region runs from base 274 to 819 and encodes 181 amino acids. Lineage: Eukaryota; Fungi; Basidiomycota; Agaricomycetes; Agaricales; Schizophyllaceae. The record is from RefSeq and is a predicted model, not a curated record.